UUAUAUGUUUGUUUAAGUUGUUAGCUAACUACAAAAAUAAAUUUGAUAAGCUGUAUUACAUAACUACUUUUUCAAAUUAAAUUAAAACUAUAUAAAUGGAAUGGAAGAAAAAACCGAUGCAAAAUUUAGGGAAAUAAUUUUAGAUGAAAAUUUGGAUGGAAGCAUGGCAGAUACAGAAGAUGAUUCAAAAAAUGACAAUGAGAAUAGAAAGAAAAAAUUAAAAAAGUCUCGAAAAAAGGUUUAUUUCCGAAGUGAUUUUGUGGGAGAACCAGAAACAAGCUCAUCUGAUGAAGAAAAAAAUAUUGAACCGCCAGCUAAAGUUAAUCCUGCAGAUCUAAAUUGGCUAAUGUGGGUUUGGUAUUAUAUUGUUUGUGCUUCAAAGUCAACAUUCCAUGCAGCAGAAUUUUGUGGUGAAAAGCUUGCUGACUUAUUUGGAAUUACUUCACCAAAAUAUCAAUAUGCUAUUGCUGAAUAUUAUAGGUUAAAGCAAGAGGAAGAAGAAGAGGAAGAUGCAGAAAGGCGCGAAACUGAAUAUGCUAAUCGUCAAAAUAAAUCAUCUCCUGCUGACACAGAAAAUAAAAACGAGAUGAAUAUAGUAUAACCAAAUAGUUGCAUUAUUUCAGGAUUGCAUUACUAGCAUAUAUCCUAUUUUAUGGAAAAGUGCUUUCCUUUAUAUCAUGGGCAUUUAAAAUAUUUAUCGAGUUAUCAAAUGUCAAAUAUUGUUUGGUGCAGUCACAUUUUCUAUAUUUUUAUAAGUUUUGAAAAUAUAAAACCAGCAAAAAUUGUAUUUUUUGGGUUCUUAAAAGUCCUUAUUGAAUUAUAUAUACAUAUAUAUGUAAAUACUUUUUUUUAAACAAAUGUUUUUUCUUUUUUUUUUAUUUGAUCUUCAUUUCUGUCAAGAUAAUCGGUAGGUGACAAAAUUUUUUGUUGGAUUAAACUUUUUUCACUAAAAAAUUAUUUAACUUGCUUUUUUUAAUUGUAUAAACUAUUAUAUACUCUGUUGUUACUAUUAUAUACUCUGUUUAUUUAAUUAUGCUCGUUACGGUGCAACAAUUUUUUAAAAAUUUCUGUCUGAGC
Messenger RNA from Hydra vulgaris (swiftwater hydra), 1077 nucleotides. RefSeq names its product protein FAM177A1. The record is from RefSeq and is a predicted model, not a curated record. Lineage: Eukaryota; Metazoa; Cnidaria; Hydrozoa; Anthoathecata; Hydridae.